ACGUUAUGUGCUGCUGCCAGAGCUGCUGCCCACAUGAACAGUGGCGUCAUCAGCGUUUCUGUUCAGUGGUUGGACAACGUAAAGCCAUUGAUAGAAAACCCGGACAUUGUGAGCACGUCUGAAACUUCCAACCUCUUCAUGUGACAGUGAGUCUAAACUCCAGCUGAGCUGCCGAUCUGAACAUUGAAAAUCUUUGCAAAGGACCGUAACCGCUAAAGCAGAAGUCUGGAUACAUCAGAUUUUCUACAAUGUCUGCAAUAUGGGAGGAAGUCCCGAGAGAUGAAAAUCUGAUCAACCAUCUUCAGGAGAUUGCUAAAGACACGGCACUUUUACAUGGAGUGUUGAUGCGGACCAAAGAAUCUCCAAACUCACCUGAGGUGGUGAGUUAUGCACCGUUCACAAUGUUUCCCACACGAGUGCCCCGGACUGUUUUUAAUCAGGCACUGGCAGUGCAAACACAUUUUAAUCGUCUGGUGGACCGGGUCAGUCAGGACCCUGAGUUUUUAGAGGAAACUCUGGCUAGCACCAUCAAAGUUGAUGAUUUUACAGCCAGGCUUUUUAACAUAUACAAAGAAAUUCAACGGGAAAGUCAACUCCAGCCGGUAGUUUUGGGUCUAAAUCGCUCAGACUACAUGUUAGACCAGAGUCCAGAUGGUAGGACAUCCCUAAAACAAAUUGAAAUCAACACCAUUGCUGCAAGUUUCGGUGGUCUUACUUCACGGACACCAGAUGUCCACCGUCACAUUCUGAAGGUUGCAAACCUGUUAGAGGAACGAAAUCAAAUUUUGGACAACAAUCCAGCAGAAGGUUUGGCGAGAGGUUUGGCAAAGGCCUGGGAGCUCUAUGGAUCUGAGAGGUCGGUUUCAAACUCUUUUAAUAUAGCAGUGGUGAUGUUUUUGGUUGAGGAUGUCCAGAGGAACAUUUAUGACCACCGAUAUGUAGAAAAUGAGCUGUGGAAAAAAAAUAUUCCUGUUAUCAGAAGACAGUUUGAAGAUGUUUGCAGAACUGGAUCUCUAGACCAAAGCAGGAAACUUUUUGUAGAUGGCAGAGAGAUUGCUGUUGUUUAUUUCCGUAACGGAUACAUGCCUCAAAACUACUCAUCGGAGCAGAGUUGGGACGCACGUCUGAUGAUGGAGCGCUCUCUGGCUGUGAAAUGUCCAAACAUCAGCACCCACCUUGCUGGUACCAAGAAGGUCCAGCAGGAGUUGGCCCGACCAGGGGUACUAGAGCGCUUCUUCCCUGAUGAACCUGAAACAGUUGCUCAGAUCCGGGCUACUUUCGCUGGACUCUACACCUUGGACAUGGGAGAAGAUGGAGAUAAAACAGUGGCAAUGGCUUUAGCCAAUCCUGAUCGAUAUGUGCUUAAACCUCAAAGGGAGGGAGGCGGUAAUAACAUAUAUGGCCAGGAGAUCUGUGAGGUGCUGGAGAAGUUAAAGGACUCCAGUGAAAGAUCUGCAUAUAUCCUAAUGGACAAGAUCCAGCCUAUCCCAGUGCAGAACUACCUGCUCCGGCCAGGAGAUCCUAUCGGACUCAAAUCCUGUCUGAGUGAGCUGGGUGUGUUUGGAGCGUACGUCAGGAAAGGCAAAGACAUGGUGUUUAAUGAAUGUGUGGGACACUUGCUGAGGACCAAGAGCUCUGAACACGCAGAUGGCGGUGUGGCUGCAGGAGUAGCCGUUUUGGACAACCCACUGCUUUUCUGAGCUAUACUGCCACCAAGUGGACACAAAGAGAAAUAUAAUCAGACAAAAACAGGGAUUUUCAUCUAACCUGGAAUUUGGUUUCUUGAACAAAAAUUGACUUCAGCCUUGUCUUUCCUGUAAACGUUUUACAUUUUAUUUAAUGGCUAUUGCAGUAUGUAAAAAGUAUGCAUUUAAACAUGUUAUUAAAAAUUGAGUUAUAAAACAUA
Misgurnus anguillicaudatus (oriental weatherfish) is the source of this 1906-nucleotide messenger RNA. NCBI's taxonomy places the organism in Eukaryota, Metazoa, Chordata, Actinopteri, Cypriniformes, Cobitidae. The record is from RefSeq and is a predicted model, not a curated record.